UUGGCAGUGAUCGAUUCUCAGCUCUGUGUCACUGUGAGAAGCUUCUACACAAUAACAAACAUAUACAAGUUUCUCUUUCAAGCUUCAGCAACAAGAGUAUUAUAAUGAGACGUCGACGCAAGUUUCAAGUAACGAGUGCAAGUGAGCGAGCCAAAUUUGUGCUUAUGCGAGCUUGUGGUAUGUCUUUCAGUGCCAUUGCUCGAGCGACUGACGUCAGCGUGUCCACCGUCUUCAGAUGGAUACAACUCUGGCUGCAGGAAGGUCUAGAACACAUUGCACGUGAAGCAAAUGCUGUAUUUUACGAAGUGGACGUUAGUGCCGGUACUCCGCCACUUUCACCGACUUGGAUGAAGUACAUACAUCCUUACCCAUUCACUUAUGAGCACCAACAUCCUCUUCAUUACACCCACGGGAACAAAUUCAGAGUCCAACCUCUUUCGAGCAUUUACAGCGUCUGGAAGUGGUAUACAAAACUGAACCAGCAUUUAAUAUAUUUCUGGAUAAAUCAUUACCAGCGAGCACUUCAAAUGAGGGAAACAGAAUAUCUUCCUAGAAUUCUGGAACAUUUGCACUGGAGGCUGUACUUCGCAGUCUUUCUCAUCGAAAAGCUGAAAGGUAAUAAUAACGAGAAACUGCUAAUAUCUUUAAUGACAAAAAUUAAUAAAUGAUCAUUGUCGAGUUUCUAAUAAAAAAAUAUUUCCUGGAUACUUGGUAUCAGCGAUAUUCUCAUUGUAAAUUGAUUGAUUUUUGUAUAUAAAUGGUGUAUUGCUGAUAAUGACAAUAGGGAGACAUUUAGCCCAAGCGAUGGGGUUUAUCAAGUCACAAAUAGAUGAACCGUGUAAAGGAGGGGAGCAAUGGUAGGAGAAGAGUUGGGUCAUUGAGCCUCAGGUCACACUGGAUCGCUAACAUCUUGGAUGUUUUCUGGGCAGAAAAGUUGAAGUUGUUGGAGAUAUGGAUGGGUGCAGAUCUAAGGCAUCGUCUCCGGUAGUGUGCCAUCCAAUUAUUAAGUUGUUGUGGGACUUAAUGUGCAUUACAGAGACAUUAAAGCUAUCUAUUCUGUUAUUAUACUGCUUUUUAAAAUGAAUGUGUUGAAGUGCCUUGAAGUUUAACCUAAGUAGAUUCUAUCUCAGUUGUUACAUGCUGUAUACCGCAGCAGCAACUGAGUUAUGUUGGUGGUGUUUAUGUUCUGUGACAUCCCUAACGCUGGCAGUUGUGUUGACUUUGCUGUCAACAGAAAUAAAAGAUUGAUGGACUGAACUCCAAGCUGAAGGACUGGUUACCUCAAACUCCUCCUCUCCUUAUACCUUCCUGCUUUAUUUAGGACUGAUGAAGCCAC
Molecule: messenger RNA, 1336 nt
Organism: Cherax quadricarinatus
Lineage: Eukaryota; Metazoa; Arthropoda; Malacostraca; Decapoda; Parastacidae
Source: RefSeq, a predicted model, not a curated record